AUCUUUAAACUGUUUUGUUGUUUUCUUUUAGGAGCUUACUCCGUGGUGACAGUCUCGAGAUAAUCUGCAUUGUCAUCUGUGAAUAGUGACCAGCAGCAGCAGAGUGGUUUGGGGCUUGGUGAUUCCCUUGGACCCGCAGUUGCAUCGGCCAGGUUUUGGUUGUUUUUAGGAAGUCGGAAGAAGCGCCCAAGAUUCUGUUUGGGGCAGGUUCUCAUUCUGUACUAGUCCUUCCCCUGGGAUGGAACAUGGCAUAAAACCUGAGUCAUCGUUAGCAUUUAAAUGUAAUUGAAGCCUGCACAGCUUGGAAACAAAUUCUCAAGGUAUGGACGAAAAGGGUGACCCGAGUGGUGAGGACGCACCCAAGGCCAUCAAGCCCACCAGUAAAGAGUUCAGGAAGACGCAGGUGUUGCAGAGGACUGCCAUCGCGAAGCGCGAGGGCGCCAGGGAUGUGGAGGUGGAUGCCCUGGAGCCGCUGCCCCGGCAGCAGCAGAGCCCGUCGCUGCGACACAGCGGAAGGCCGCCGAAGCGGACUGAGCGGGUGGAGGAGUCCCUGACCACGGUAUGGUGCCGGGGCCGGAGGGGUACCCCCAUGUCCCUAGAGGACUGGGCGGAGCCGGCGUCCUGUCCGGUGACAGAUGAGGGGAGCAUGGAAAGCACCUCAGACGGGAAGAGCGGUGCCGGGUCUGGCUCCACAGGUGGUAAGGAACGAAUGGCCUCCUGGGCAGAGGUCAGAGGGCGUGGUGACGAGGAUGACACCUCCCAUAGUGACAGUGACUGGUCAGCGGUACAGGUCAUAGAGGCACCUGGUGUCGCCAGAUCAAUCGGCCCUGGGCGCUCAAGCGUGGCGCAACCCGCCUCUGUCUACUGCCGCAGCGACCGUAUCCUGAAACACGCUAAGGCCAGCAAGCACUUCCAGAGCGCAGGGAAAGGGGAGAAAGCAAAACCUAAAGAGAAACGCAAGACAAAGGCGGAAAAACUCAUUCUUCAGAAAUGUAGCGUUCAGGCAGGCGUUAACAUCUCUUCUGUGCACAAGAGACUGGCUUCAGAGAAGAAGGAGAACACAGUGAAGUAGAUGGUGGUGGUCCGUCCGAGGAGUGAGGUCCUUGCUAAGGAGCCGACCUGUGAGAGCAGCACGCCAUCCUGGGCCAGCGACCCCAAUUACAAUGCAGUAAAGCCAGAAAAGACUGCUGCCCCCUGGCCGCCACUGUUGUAUAAAUCCGUGAAGGAGGACCGACGCGCAGAGGCCAAGGCGGCAGUGGCAGUGGUGGCGAAGAAGGUUGCUCCUCCAGGCUCUUCUGGGGGCGGCAAGCAGCCCUCGCCCAGGAACCUCCUUCCGAAGAAGUCCCCUCCUUUGGCAAACACGGCAGCAGCCAAACCGGCCAUCAAAAAGUCGCCACCGGGUUUCAAGGGCACAAUCCCCAAGAGGCCGUGGCUCUCGGCCGCCCCCUCCUCCUGGGGCAGCACUCCCUCAGCCAAGCAGGCAAGGCUGGCACCUGUUGCUGCCACGUCUGCUUCCAGAAAGUUCCCCGGCUCCGCUGCUUUGGUGGGCGCCGUCAGGAAGCCUGGGACCACCUCGCUUCCCCUGGCCUCUCCAGCCCCGGGACGCCUGGGCCCCGCGAGCCCCGCCUCGUCACAGCCAGGUUGUCAAAUGCGGCAAAACAUAAGACGCUCCUUGAAGGAGAUCUUGUGGAAAAGAGUCACUGACAGCGAUGACUUAUUCAUGACACAAAAUGAAGUCGGAAAAAUUGCACUGCACAUCGAGGAAGAGAUGUUUAACUUGUUCCGAGCCACAGACAGUCAGUACAAGAGCAAGUACCGCAGCCUCAUGUUCAACCUCAGGGACCGCAGGAACCAGGGGCUCUUCCGUCGUGUUCUGCAUGAAGAAAUCUCGUUGGCAAAACUUGUGAGAAUGAAGCCAGAACAACUUGUCUCCAAAGAGCUUCCCAUGUGGAAAGAGAGAUCAUCAAAGCACGUGAUGGAGUCCAGAACUAAAUUGCAUAAGGAGACUAAGAAGCCUACCGUUAAACAGGAAAGUAUUUCCAAUAUGGAAGAUUCUAUGCCAGUAUCAGAUUGUGAUGAACAGCAAGAAUCGGUGCAGGCGGCCCCCGAGAGGAAUGCAGCACCCCUGGUUGACCUUGUCGGCAGCGUGCUGCAGGACACGACCCCGCAGCACCGGGCGCACCUCUUUGACCUGAAUUGUAAGAUCUGCACAGGUCAGGUUCCAUCGUCGGAAGAUGAGCCAGCGCCGCAAACACGAAAGUGGUCAACUUCUGCCAAGAAAGAGGACUCAAAGUCCGAGCAUGACAACUCUGCCUCUGAGCCCGCUCUCAGCUCAGCCGAUGAUGUGGCAGCAGAAACCCUGCCUGAAAACGCCUCGGAGCCAGACCUGGAAAGCGCUGCUCAUGCCCAUUUGGAGGGAAAGUCCCUCCCGGUGCCUCCAGAGGAUGGCCACCCCGAGCCCUCUGCCCUGGAAGGUGCCCCCUGCCCAGCCCCAGGUGGCGGCGGAGUGCUCACCACAGUCACGGUGUCUGGCCGAGACCCCGGGACUGCACCAGGCGGGCCGAGCACGGGUACGGCUCCCUCAGCAGCCCGCCCAGGCAGCGCCCACCCAGCGGAACCCCGACAGGGCGUCCCGAAGCCUGUGCCGACUUCCGUGACGGUGCCUAAGUCUAUCCUGGUCAAGCCAUCCACGUCGCCCGAGCCCAGAUACCUCCUGUCGGUCCCGCCGUCACCGAGCAUCAGCAUCUCAGAGUCCCGGUCCCCUCCAGAAGGAGAUACCACCCUCUUUUUGUCUACACUCAGCACCAUUUGGAAAGGAUUUAUGAACAUGCAGAGUGUAGCAAAGUUUGUCACUAAGGCGUAUCCUGUCUCUGGAUGUUUUGAUUAUCUCAGUGAGGUCCUGCCCAACAUGAUUCACAUCGGCGGAAGGAUUGCCCCAAAGACAGUCUGGGAUUACGUCGGCAAACUCAGAUCUUCAGUGUCUAAGGAGCUGUGUCUGAUCCGCUUCCACCCUGCGACGAAGAAGGAGGAUGUGGCCUAUAUCUCUCUCUACUCCUAUUUCAGCAGCCGCGGCCGCUUCGGCGUCGUGGUAAACAACAGCAGACACGUCAAGAACCUCUACCUGAUCCCGCUGAGCGCCACGGACCCCGUCCCCUCCAAGCUCCUGCCCUUUGAGGGACCAGGUCUUGAGUCCCCGCGUCCGAACAUAAUCCUGGGGUUAGUAAUCUGUCAAAAACGAAAGCGUCCUUCAAAUGCGGACAAAUUAGACAAGACAGAGGAGAAGCGGCCCCGGCCUCAAACCCAAGAAGAAAUGGAUCCCAUCCACCCCAGGGUGCCAGCAGCCCUGCUUCCUGAGAAGAAGCCCCACCAGUACCUGCUGUGCCCAGGGGAAGGGGCUGUUGGUACCACAGCCCCGGGGUCUCCCCCACACCCACCCCCUCCUCCAGAAGCACCGGGUGCACCGGCCUCAUCUUCCGUGUUACAGAUACUGUCCUUGCUCAAACCAGGAGCCUCGAACACUGUCACAGCAUCACCUGCGUCAGUGACGGUUGCGGUGGCCGCUUCCUCUGUCACUGCCUCUUCAAAAACAGCUUCGCCCCUAGAAUAUAUCCUGCAGACUCUCUUUGGGAAGAGGAAGGUGUUUGACCCCCCUACCAAAGAGCCUGCCGCGUCGGCCCCAGCCCCCCACCAGCACUCAAGAGCCAAAGCCGGCGGCGGGCUGCCGGCGGCGCUUCUGCUGGACCCAGUUGUCCAGCAGUUUGGUCAGUUCUCAGAAGACAAAGCUCUGGAGGAGGAGGAAUACGACAGGCCAUAUGACCCCGAGGAAGAGUAUUGUCCUGAGAGAGCCUUCGACACUCAGCUCGGAGAUCACGGGAGACACCAGGACGCGGAGAAGGCCGUGGUGGCAGCUGAGCGGGAGGAGGUGGCCUAUGACCCAGAGGACGAGAUGAUCCUAGAAGAAGCCAAAGUGAGGGUCGAGGACCUGCCCGGCAGAAUGUGUGCGGCGGUGCACGGGGGGCCUGACCUGCCGGCACCCUCCUUGGCCGAGCAGCAGCAGAUGAUAGAGGAGCUCAACAAGGAGAUCGAAGAGCGGAAGAGGCAGGUGGUGGUGCAAGAGGAGGCGCUCAGGCAGCAGAGGGCCGCCGUCGGGGCCUCCACGGCCCACUUCCCCGUGUCGGAUGCGCUCACGUCGCCGUCGCCGCCGCCGCCGCACAAGGCCACGCCGUUGCCGCAGGAGCCGCCGGCCCCGGGCCCCAGCGCCGAGGCCGAAUUCCGCGAGGGCAGGGGCCACCAGGACAGAGGCCCAAGCUUCGAGGGGCGGGCCCGGGACAAGGCCCCGGAGGAGCCCGAGGCCCCGCCGGCUGAGAGCCGCCCGGUGCAGGACCUCGAGGACCGGCGGCGCCAGCGGGAGCGUGGGAAGCCCUGGGAGUGGGAAUGCAGCCGGACCAGGAGCCGUGAGCGGGACUGGGACCGAGGCCACGAGUGGGACCGACACCGCGACAAGGCCUGCGAGUGGGAGCGCCACAGCGACCGCAGUCGGAGCCGGGAGCGACCCCGGGAUCCCAAGGCCGAGGCCUUGUGGGCCGCCGCCCCCGCUGCCCAGACCUAG
Kogia breviceps (pygmy sperm whale) is the source of this 4609-nucleotide messenger RNA. NCBI's taxonomy places the organism in Eukaryota, Metazoa, Chordata, Mammalia, Artiodactyla, Physeteridae. The record is from RefSeq and is a predicted model, not a curated record.